Oncorhynchus gorbuscha (pink salmon) is the source of this 7514-nucleotide messenger RNA. RefSeq names its product LIM and calponin homology domains-containing protein 1-like. Gene Ontology annotation, molecular function: myosin II head/neck binding. Gene Ontology annotation, biological process: regulation of focal adhesion assembly; positive regulation of stress fiber assembly. Gene Ontology annotation, cellular component: stress fiber. Lineage: Eukaryota; Metazoa; Chordata; Actinopteri; Salmoniformes; Salmonidae. The record is from RefSeq and is a predicted model, not a curated record.
GCCUAAUUUCUACAGUCGGCUUCGUUAGGCGUACUGCUCGAACACACCCAAUGAUAAUUCUCUUCACUGCUCUGUGUUGCUGCUGUCGGGAAACUGGGUGUGUGAUCCGGAGUGGCUGAUGGAAUUGCUUGCUGUCUUUGCAUUGGCUGACCGCACAGCAGCACUGCUCCGUGUAUUUUUAGCCAUCGAUGCAAUUCAUAUUGCGGUGCGAGCGAGGCGACUCGGUCCACAGUCCCAGUAGGCUACACGGGAGUUACAGGGGGUAACUGCAAGUGCAGUGCUUGGGGUUUGCGACAUAGACCGAAGGAGAGUGGGGGAGACUGGCUACACAGCAAGUCAAGUAAAGAUAAAUAAACGGCAUUAUCGGGUUUUCACGGUCAGGCGCUGAGGCUGUAGCCUGAGGAUUUCCAAUAGCCUACAUUUGUAGAUUUAUUGUUGGUCUAUUUUAAUACUGAGCAGCUUUGCAAAUGGCAAGUCCCGCUGCAGAUAGAGGACAACCACACCAGCGACAUCCCCUCUCCGAAUCGGCCUCGGAGCCCGCGUUUCUAGAAGCGCAGAAAUGGAUUGAGGCGGUCACAGGCAGAUGCUUCAAUGACAAGGACUUCAGGGGAGGCCUGGAGAAUGGGAUCCUGCUGUGCGAGUUGCUGAGCUCCAUCAAACCUGGCUUGGUGAAGAAGAUCAACAGAUUACCCACUCCCAUCGCUGGCCUGGACAACCUGAGUGUGUUCCUGCGUGGCUGUGAGGAGCUGGGACUGAAGGGCUCUCAGCUGUUUGACCCUGGGGACCUGCAGGAUAUCUCCACACGCCCCAACACCAAGGUUGCCGACUGCAGUAGGAAACUCAAGAAUGUUCUGAUUACCAUAUACUGGCUGGGCCGGGCUGCCAACAGCUGCACCUCCUACAACGGGCCCACACUGGACCUGAAGGAGUUUGAAGGCCUGCUAUCACAGAUGCGGAAGGAGGCAGAGGACACGGAGAGCCCCCAGCGCAGCAUACGGGACAGUGGCUACAUCGACUGCUGGGACUCGGAGCGUAGCGACUCGCUCUCCCCGCCUCGCCACGGCCGAGAGGACUCCUUCGACAGCCUGGACUCAUUCGGCUCACGCUCCAGACAGACGCCCUCGCCGGACGUAGUGGUCGCCCGCGGCAUUGGCAGUGAUGGCCGUGGCAGCGACUCAGAGUCCGACGCCGGACCCCACGGGGGCAGGAAGCUGCCAGACGUGCGCAAGGAUGACAUGCUGGCUCGGCGGACCUCGGUGAGCGAGCCCCGUGUGAUGGUACCCUUCAAUCAGUACCUGCCCAACAAGAGCAACGCCAGUGGCUAUGUGCCCACACCGCUGCGCAGGAAAAGGGGUGACCACGAGAGCCGGGAGGAGGGCAGUGGAGGGGGUGGAGGCAGCCGCAAGAGCUGGAGUACCGCCACCUCGCCCAUAGGAGGCGAUAUACCCUUCAGUAGCCCCGUCCGCUCAUGCUCCGAGGAACUAUACCGUCCGUCAUCCUUGACAACCAGCCCCAUGACUACCUCCAUCAUCGUGACGAGCCCCCUUAGCCCCAGGACCAGCCUGGACACAUCCAGGAAGUUCCCUCCCAUGAUUUACAGGGAGAAGGCAGGGCAAAAGAAGGUGGGGCUGUCCAUAUCCCUGGCGACAGACACUGGGAGGAAUGACGACGUAUGGGCUCGCCGUGCCCUUACCUCGCCAAAACACGGCGGCACCACUGGUCCAAACCAGUUCCUGCCUGUUCCUUCAGCCGGGGCAACUACCACGCUGACCAUCACCUGCCAGGGUCGCAUGGGCAAGUCGGAGGUUGAAGGUCGCGAGGGCAACAAACCGGCGGUGGAGAAAUGUCCAUCUUGGCUUGACGACGACCUCCCGCCAAUAUUCAGUCACAGAGCUGCUAGUGUAUCAGAUGACCCAGAAAGUGUGAGCAUGAUUGACAUGCGUUGUGAGGAGGACGCCAUCUUGCCACACCACAGCCAGGUGCGCCACGAGCUCAUGCACAACCAGUACAACAUGAUGAAGGAGGAAGAGGACCACUGGCAGGAUGACCUAGCCCGGUGGAAGAGUCGCAGGAGAAGCGUCUCCCAGGACCUGAUUAAGAAGGAGGAAGAGAGGAAGAUGAUGGAGAAGCUGAUGACGGGUGAAGGGGGGGCCAUCUCUCAGAGGAGGAAGAGCAUCAAAACCUACCGGGAGAUUGUUGAGGAGAAGGAGCGUCGUGAGAACGACCUCCGCGAGGCCUACCGGUUGGCCCGCACCCCUGAGGAGGCAGCGUUGGUCCUCCACCGCUACGCCCAGCGCUUCACCAUCAGUGAAGCGGUGUUGGAGCGCCUGCAACUGCCCAAACUGCUGGACAGGAGCAUCUCUGAGGAUCCCACCGCUACCACCAACACACGUCUCACCCUCACCCCCACUUCCUGUUCUCCCACCCCCACCUCCCCGGAAGAAGAUACAAAUGGCCCCCUGAAGUACCUGAGGCAGCAGUCGCUCCCGGCACCCAAGUUUACCGCUACUGUUGAGGCCCAGGUGGUGGGGUUCCCCCAGGGUUUGUCUCAUCGCCCCCAGAUUCGGUCGCGCAAGCCUGAACCAAACCCCUCGAUCCGGGCCGUCUCACCCAAGUCUGUGCCUUUGCUGAUGCCCAAGCCUUACAAUCAACCCAAGGGCAUGCAGAUGCUGGUGGGACCCAGGCCAGGCAAGGUGGACGGCUUGCUGCGAGUGAACGGCGACAUGGGAAACGAUGAGGUCACCACUCCAGAGAGCGAGGGAAGGACCUCCCCUCUACGGUUCUACCCCUCCCCUGCCCUCCCUACAGCCUCUUCUGAUGGUUCUGACACACACCCAUGUGAGGCCACUCCCCCACCCACACACAGCCCCUCCCCCAGGGCAAGUCUAUUACCAGCCAUGCCAGAAGUGGCACAGUGUGGCACAAGCACAGGCACUGCAGUGACAUCAUCUUCAGUGCCAGGAGAAAGUGAUGCCCAGAAGAAGGAUAAUGCACAGGAGUCUACACCGCCUAGCCGGCCCACCUCACUGCCCUCGGAGCUGCAGAGCACAGAAUGUCUUGUGGAGGCGGGAGGCAGGUCUGCUGCAGGCCCACUGGGGGAGGAGCCCAACACAACAGAGACUGCAGUACAGCCCUCUCCAGCUACAGAGUCACAACAAGCUCCCAAAGAACAAACAGAAGUGUGUAUGAAUGCCACAGCGACUAGACAGAACACCACUAUCCUCCGUCCAGUCCUAUCAGAGCACGCCACACAACAAGCUCAACCAAUGACCGCACCGGUCAGUGAGCCCAGCCUGGAGGUGUCUCGGAGAGCAGAUGAAGUUGCUACCUUGGCUGAUCCAGGACCUGUCAGAAACAAACCACCAUGUGAAGCUCCCACAACAGAGGGGGCAGAGCAGGAGCGUGGUACAGCAGCGGUCACUCAGGUGUCAUCCCCGGUAGUGGCCCAGGCUAAGCGGGGUGACCGCUGGUCUUGGGACCCAAAUGAGGAGCGAAAGCGUCAGGAAAGGUGGCAGCAAGAGCAGGAGCGCAUGCUUCAGGAGAAGUACCAGCAUGAGCAGAAGCUGAAACAGGAGUGGGAGAGAGCGCAAAGAGAGGUGGAAGACGAGGAGAGGAGAUACCAUGAGGAGGAGCGAAGGAUACUAGAGGAGACUGUGGCCCCUCUGACCCCCCUCUCCUCCACCCUGCCCUCGCCCAUCCGGGGGGAUACCCCCGCGCCUAUGGACCCCCAGGACACCAUCGUCCGGUCGCUGGCCGACUGGGAACGCAAGCAGGAGCUGCUGGAGAGACAGGGGGGGAACACUGAGAGAGUGGUAUGGAAAGGACAAGAUAACGACAGGAGUAGUGACAUCAGCACAGCGUCCAGAGAUGAGAGUCUGAAAACAGCAGUCAGCUCAAUCAGCCAGAACAGCAGUCAGGCAGACAAGCUGACACAGAGUUUGCAGAAUGGUCAGAAUGCACCACCCACCAUGGCCGUUCCCCAGCCCCCCAACAAGAAACAAAAUACAGAGGUCUUACUAGACUGCACCAAACCCAGACAGCAGGCGCCCUCUCGGGACAGGAGGUGUGGCUCCAUUGAAUCCAUGGGGCCCAGUCCAUCAAACUCACCCACCACAUGCCCAUCUGACAUGCCUCAAUCUCCAAACAGGUCGGUGAGCGGUAAGAAGCUGUGCUCCAGUUGCGGUCACCCUUUGGGAAAAGGGGCAGCCAUGAUUAUUGAGACCCUCGGCCUUUACUUCCACAUCCAGUGCUUUAAGUGUGGGGUCUGUAAGGGACAGCUGGGUGACACCUCCACAGGGACAGACGUGAGGAUCCGGAACGGCCUCCUCAACUGCCACCAGUGCUACAUCCGCUCCCGCUCAGCCGGCCAGCCAACCACAUUGUGACAACGUUGGGUCAAUGGAAAGCACACAGAGAAAUUGUCUCCCUUCUUCCUACUUCUCCAUAUAAUCAACAUGUGUGGAAUGUGUCUAGUCUGUCAAUGCCUAUGUGGGGAUUUUCGCAAUGUCUGCAAAUCACAUCCUAUCGGGUUUAUUGAAAUGGUCCAAAUAAUGCCUGACAUUGGAAAGUUGUGUGUACAUAGAAUAUUAGUCUGACUGAUCAUAGUCAGCCUAUUGAUUCUAUUGGCUCUGUAUGAUCACAGCUCAGAGGUUCUCACUUCCUCGUAUCCAUAUGCACCCACAAGCCCUCGAGAGGAUGGUGGCCAUUUUGAAUCUGAGCUCUGAUACUGUAAAUAUGGUGUAUACAGUAUAACAGCCUCCAUCACUUCAAAUCAGUAUAGGAAACUCAUGAAAACAUUAAUGCAAUGAAGUCCAACCAACAAAUUUGGCACUUAGACAAAAUAUUUGUUUGUAUAGUAUACCCUUUAUUUGAAUUGGAAUUAUUCUCUGGUAUCCAGGUUGUUAGAUAGGCCUUAUUAGUCUUUAGUUUGUAACUUAAGCUUCUAAUUUGGUUGCUAGAGAAGUUUGUCAUGAUUUCCAAUAAAAGUUUCAAGUAAUAGAAGUGUAUUCCAUUUUGCCAACUUGAGAUCUGUAGGAGUUUUUCUCGGUGGUCAACUAAAGGCUUAGAAAAGCCUGCUUUGUUCCUCCCGAUUUUUACUUAAACCACAAUUAACUCAAACUCUGGUUUAAAUUCUGAAAGUUAAAUUGUUUAGCUAACUAUCUUCUUUCCAGGCAGCUCCAACACUGUCUUAUCGUUUAUUUCUUCCGUAUUGCUUUAGUAGCCUACUGGAUACAAAAAAAUACUGUGCUGUCACUAGGCUAUAGGCCUACAUACAUUACAGUAACUUUGCACGUCGGCCUGACAACGUUAUCCUUUUCUCUCUUUCUUUGCUCAAAAAAAAUGUCUGCUCACAAAGUUAGAUGUACUUGAUUUCAAAGCAAUAACGCGAACUGAUGCAUGUAAACUGAUUGUGGAGGUAACCAACCGUCAUGGAUUCAUGCUACUGUACUAAACCAUUCCGUAAACUCUUAACCGGUUCUCUUUAGGAAUUUCAGGCUUGGAAUGUCAUGAAACGUGCCUUAGGUAAACAGGUGAUUGCACACUCAAGGGAAAGGAACCCAAAGAUGAUGUCCACUUAAAGGAAAACUUCACCCAAAAACUGUAUUUUGGUAUUUAUUUCAUUAGUCCAUUGAUGAUAUAGUCUCAACUUGUUUAUUGACAAGAAAAACAUGAUCAAGAAUAUCACUUAAAAUACAGAAAUCAGAAAUAGGCAUCAUAUAGGGAUUAUUUCUGUAUUGUGUAUGUUACAUGUCUUUUACAACUUAUUUGCUAACAAGCAAAACAUUUUGAGACUAUAUCAACAAUAGACUAAUGAAACAAAUGCCAAAGUUUCGUUUUUGGAUGGAGUUUUCCUUUAAGUGUGAUGGGGUAGGAUGGGAGAUUUUUGUCCAAAAUCACCCCACCAAUUUGAUUAGUUGAUAUUCCCCUUUAUUUUUUUACUCAUGUCACAGUCUACCAAACCUUGUUUUCUCAUGAUUUCAUGAUUUGCAGUGUCUUUCCAGUUUCAAAACGGAAUCUAAAAUAUAUCUAGGAUAUAUGGUUGACAUAUUUAAUAGCAGCCUUUCCCAACAAAAAAUAGGAUGACCAUUGAUUUUUUAUUUGAUUGUGUAUCCGAAUGUUUUGACAUUAUAAUGACUAUAUGGGCCUCUCUAUGCCCUGUUGACAGUGAUGACGAUUUUGGUCAGCAAUAGAAACCCAUUUUCAACAACAAAAAUAUAAAUUAAGCAUACUUGUUGCGUUGUGAAAUUAUGGCUAAAAUGUUCUUACCAGCAGGUGCACUUGAUUAACAUUUGGCUGCUAAAGACCAGUGCCAGCAGUUUGAACGCCAAUUGUGAAAUUAUAGGCUACUAUGGAGCAAUUUCACUGCCAACAGAAAUUGUAUUUGAAUUUAAUAAUUUCGAAUUUGUUUUAGGAUUUUGAAUUUGAUUGUAAUACUUUUGAAUUUGUAAUCGUUGAAUUCAGCUUUAGCUAAUUGGGCUAACAUAGUCUUGUGACAUGUAGGAGACCUUGUUCAAACCCACUCAGUCACAAGAGCAAGAUUUAAUAGGGAGUGGAAAGGCUAUCCUUAGAAGGGCUAUGGCAGGACUAUUCACCUAUAUUCUUAUGGGGGCCAAAUUGUGUUUUUUGUGACUCUCUUCUAACUCCGAUUGUUGUCAUCAUAGAAGGGAACAGAAGGCUCCAGAGAGUCUUUGCUUUCAGGAAUGGGGUCAUGAUAGCUCAUAGCCAAGACGGUUCGAAAGUUGCCGCUAAAUUCAUAGGAAGAAAAUAAAUUCAACAUGUCACGUUGGCUUCAGAAACUGCAUGAAGUUUAUGUUUUACAGAGUGAGCAUUUGAUUAUCUGUUCUCUACCUUCCUGGUUGGCAAAGUACCAGGAUGUUGUCUCAGGUUUUGAAUCUGAAUUUAGAGAGCUGAAGUUGAAUAUAUGAAACUUUGAUUCAAUUGAAAUGAUUGUUUGUAAACUUGAUUCACAGACAAUGAAUGCAAUACUUACCAUAAGUUACAUUUAUGAAUUCAGUGAUUCAAUUCAUUCAUUACAAAUUCAAAAUAAUGGAAUUCAAAUAAAAAUGUCUGUUGGCACUGAAAUCGCUCUAUAGGUUACCAGUGGUGGAUAUAAUGUAUGUCCAAAUGCUAUCUUGAAAUAAAUCCAUUGCCUACUCUGUCAGACAUAUGAUCCAUUCUCAACUUGUAGCUUACAACUUUCCCUGUUUCGUCUGAGUUUAUUUUUCUGAUAUUGUCCUACCAUAUUUUUAGGCUUCAGAUCUGAUUGUCUUUUUACUUUUACUUAGGAAAUUAAUACAUCUCAGCUGAUACUCUGCAGGGGGGCGUCUUUGUGUCAGAAAUAUCGAUACCGUCUUAGCUGGAUGAAUAGUUUGGGAAUUAUACUUUACGUCUAAGUUCUGUAUUUAUUGUAAUAUUCACCUGAACAUUACCCGAAGAAAUUAAAUGUGAUGUUCAAAAGCAUUGGCUUUAUAGCAUACUGUAUGUUUAUAAAUCAAAUGUAACAAAUGAAUGAA